Penicillium canescens is the source of this 330-nucleotide messenger RNA. RefSeq names its product DUF3759 domain-containing protein. Lineage: Eukaryota; Fungi; Ascomycota; Eurotiomycetes; Eurotiales; Aspergillaceae. The transcript is spliced from 3 exons. The record is from RefSeq and is a predicted model, not a curated record. Bases 1 to 330 code for a protein of 109 amino acids.
AUGGCUUGGGGCUGGGACGAAUCUGAGCGUGCUCACGAGCAGGUCUACAACGGUGAGCAGCACCAUGAGGGCAAGUUCUCCCAUGAGUUCGCCGCCGGUGCCGCCUCCUUCGCUGCCAUGAAGGCCUACGAGGACCACCAGAAGAAGUCCGGCCAGGAAGUCAACCACGCUUUCGCCAAGGAGCUCCUCGUCGGCUUCGUCGGCGGUGAGAUCGACAAGCUCGCCGAGACCAAGGGUAUGGACUGGGUGGACCGCGAGAAGGCCAAGCACCACGCCGAAAAGAACGCCCACCACAUGUACGAGGAGCGUUACGAGCGCGGCAACUACUAA